This is a messenger RNA of Episyrphus balteatus (marmalade hoverfly), 2274 nucleotides long. RefSeq names its product facilitated trehalose transporter Tret1-2 homolog (gene pippin). The coding region runs from base 416 to 1993 and encodes 525 amino acids. The transcript is spliced from 5 exons. Gene Ontology annotation, cellular component: membrane. NCBI's taxonomy places the organism in Eukaryota, Metazoa, Arthropoda, Insecta, Diptera, Syrphidae. The record is from RefSeq and is a predicted model, not a curated record. Gene Ontology annotation, molecular function: sugar transmembrane transporter activity. Gene Ontology annotation, biological process: transmembrane transport; carbohydrate transport.
AUAAAGCAGUUUAGGUCUUGAAUCCGUUUCGUAAAGUCUGCUGAAACGAGGAGCAGAUAAUAUAACGUUGGCUGGCUCGUGUUUAUCAAAUUGAAACCCCUUAAUAGUAAUUUUGCAUAGUCCGAUACUUGAGUAGUUAUCGUACGUAGGCUAUAGUAAAAGUGUUUUAUUUGUGUGGUGCCUCAUCAAUUUAUGAAAACCCCCAAGUUCCUUCCUUUACUUUAUUAACUACAAUCUCUUGUGAUAUGCCAUUCAGUAUUUAAGUGUCUUUAAAAAAACUUACCAGUAUUAAAAAAAAAAACAAAAUCUCAAUAAAACAGUUAAUUGCUUGUUAUUCAAUAUCAUUAAUAAUAAAAUUAAUAAUUCUAAGGUACAUCAUUACCUUCAAAUAAAGUUUAUCCAAUCAAUCACUACCAUGACAAAAGACAGAAACGAUGAACACGACAAAUUUGUCGUUAAUAAAAAUCUCCAAUAUGUGAUUGUUCCCACCUCAGACAAAGCACUUCUCCCACGUAAAGAGUCACAUGCAAAUGUUGUAGAUGUUGAAAAAAGACAAAACAAAUCUAGUAAAAGAGCAAUUUUACAUCAGAUCAUUUCAGCAUGUGCUGUGUUAUUAUUAUCAGCUGCAUGCGGUAUGCCAAUUGGUUAUUCGGCUGUUCUACUUCCCCAAUUGUACAAUUCAACAAUAACAACCAUACCAAUUGAUGUUGCGCAAGGGUCAUGGAUCGCAAGUGUUCAUAGCUUGGCAACACCAGUUGGUGCUAUUAUGUCAGGAAGUUGUGCUGAUAUGUUUGGACGGAGAAAAACACUUUUAUUUUCUGUGAUACCGAUUAUAAGUGGUUGGUGUUUGAUUGCUUUAUCCAAGUCAUAUUACAUGAUUUUAAUUGGAAGAUUUAUAACUGGAUCCGCUGUUGGAGUACUUGGAGCACCUGCUCAGAUUUAUAUUGCUGAAACAGCUGAACCAAAUCUGCGAUCACUUCUAAUUGGAGCACCAGCAUUCUCUUACACAAACGGGAUCCUUCUAAUCUACAUUCUUGGCUCAAGUCUAGAAUGGCGUAUAGUGGCAUGGUUGUCGAUCAUCUUACCAGUUCUAGCUGCUGUAGCAUUAUUUCUAAUCCCAGAAACUCCAUCAUGGUUAGUACGCAACAAUCGGUCUGAGAAAGCCUUGAAAGCUUUGAAAUUUCUACGACGCAAUGAAUCAACUGCCCAAGAUGAGCUCAAAACUAUUCAUGAACGUUUGGAUCAAGAAAAAGUUACUACCAAGUCCAAUGAGAAUAUCUUUCGUCUUUGCUGUCAACGUGCUGCUUAUAAACCACUAUUCAUUGUGAUUGUCUUUUCGAUACUUCAAAUGUUCUCUGGAACUUUUCUGGUUGUAUUCUAUGCAAUUGAUAUUAUAUCGGAGUUUGGAAGCAAUAUUGACCCAAAGUCUGCAGCAAUACUGACCAGUAUUGUUCGAUGUCUAUGCACAUUGGGAAUUUGUUUCAUUUUACUUGUGGUCCGUCGAAGACUGUUAACAACCAUUUCAGCUGUUGGAUCAGGUUUAAGCUGUUUGGUUCUAAGCUUGUUUAUGUAUUAUCGUCAAGGUCAACCUAACUCUCAAUUGGACGUCUAUGUGGCUAUAACCUGUCUUACCAGUUAUAUUGCAUUUAAUACACCUUUAAUGGUUAUGCCUGGAAUUAUGGUGGGAGAACUAUUUCCGGCUAAGAUUCGUGGCCGGACAGCUGGUACUAUGUUUGCAUGUUGCAAUGUUGCAUUGUUUUGUUUGGCUAAAGCAUUCCCUGUUAUUAAAGAGGCUGUGAAAACACGUGGAAUAUUUUUGAUGUUUGCUAUAGCUAGUUUCUUGGCAGCAAUCUUUACAUUCUUGUUGCAACCGGAAACUAAAGGAAGGACUUUGGAUGAAAUUGAAGAUUAUUUCAAUGAGAAAAAUUGGUUUUGGGUGAAUCGAAGUGAUCGAUUCCGGAGUAGCAAGAACAAAGUCACAACUAAAGCAUAACAUUUAUAUAGAGGUUUAUAGAUGUUUUCUCAUUUUAAGAGGUGUGGAACUCAAUGUGUGAUAAAUUAUUAUUAUUUUUUUUUUUAAUUAAAUAGAAUGUUAAAUAUCUUCUACCAGUGAAUACAUUGUAUCAAUUGUUUUAGUUUUAAUACUUUUAAGUAGGAAUAAUAUUAUGUGAAUAGAUAGGUUUACUGACAUGCAAUUUAUUAUAUAGAGAUAUUCUGUUAAAUAAAAUUUAAGUUCGCUAUGUGUAAGUUAAAAGUAGGUCUAUAAAUUUGUAA